AUGUCCAGCUCAGAGCAGGAAGAAGAUCUAUCGGCCGCACAAACAGGUCCUAAAGGUGUGAUCCACGACUGGAGGAAGUUCAAACUGGAAAGCGAGGACCACGAGGGCACGCCGCAGAAACGAAGAGAGCUCCUCCGACAGAUGUCUAACCCCAAAGCUAACAACGAGAACAACUGUGAUAGACUUAACCGCAAGAUGAGCGUCCAGGAGUACGAGAUGAUCCGGGAGGAGGACGAGCAGUGCCUGAGACAGUACCGCAAGCAGUGCAUGCAGGAGAUGCACGAGCGCCUGAGCUUCGGCCCCAGGUUCAGCGCCGUGUCGGAGCUGGAGAGCGCCGAGGCGUUCCUCGAGGCCGUCGAGAAGGAGCACCGGCUCACGCUGGUCAUCGUGCACAUCUACGAGGACGGCGUCAAGGGCUGCGAGGGUCUCAACGGCUGCCUGGACUGCCUGGCGGCCGAGUACCCGGGCAUCAAGUUCUGUCGCAUACGGGCGUCCGCCACAGGGGCCGGGGAGCGCUUCUCUGAUGAUGUCUUACCCACCCUGCUGGUGUACAGGGCUGGAGAGAUGCUGGGGAACUUCAUCUGUCUCACCAAGCACCUGAACGAGGAGUUCUUCGCUACGGACGUGGAGAACUUCCUCAACGAGUACGGCCUGCUGCCGGAGAAGGAGUUCGCCGCCUGUCCCGAUGAUGAUGGUGGAGAAGAGCUUGGGGUGGAGUGA
This is a messenger RNA of Trichomycterus rosablanca, 720 nucleotides long. It is a transcript of the gene pdca, whose product is annotated as phosducin a. The transcript has 3 exons. Gene Ontology annotation, biological process: regulation of G protein-coupled receptor signaling pathway. The record is from RefSeq and is a predicted model, not a curated record. Lineage: Eukaryota; Metazoa; Chordata; Actinopteri; Siluriformes; Trichomycteridae. Gene Ontology annotation, cellular component: photoreceptor outer segment. Bases 1 to 720 code for a protein of 239 amino acids.